AUGGCGUUUGGCUACUCCAGACCCCUCUACCGUUACAUCGGGGGCGGCGCGGCCAGCCGACCGAGAGCCUCCAUAAUCGGCCGGACUGGAGCGGCGCGAGGCCCGCAUACCUGGUCCAGUGAGGCGCGAGCGCGGCCGUGCCCGGAGAGCGGAGCGGCGCCGACACACGCUCGACCCCAGAGACCGCCCCGCGCCCCGUGCCGUGCUCGUGCUCGGCGCGCCGUGCCCGUGUCUGACGGCACGCUGUCGUCGGUCGAGGACCAGCCGGCGGCGCCCGAGUGGAGCGCGCCCUCGGAGCGCGGCCCGCUGCACGCCAUGCUCGAGUUCAGCGCGGCGCCGGCCGUCUCCAGUUCCGGCUCAAUGCUCUCCUUCUUCAACAUGGACCCGACGCAGCAGGGCGCCUUCAUGCUGGGCAGCCCGCCGCUGGCCGCGCUGCACUCCAUGACGGAGAUGAAGCAGGCCAUGCUGCAAUACAGCAAGGCCAGCGGCAUCGGCAGUACCAGCAUCAGCAGCUCGGCGGGCACCCACACGGGCGGCGGCAGCGUGACCCCGACCAGCAGUGGCACCACCUCACCAGUCGCCAGCUCCAUCCCACACGGCAUCGACAGCAUCCUGAACCGACCCUCGCCGGGCCAGCUGGCGUUCGGGCCGCGGCUGGCUGCCGGCGGCGUCUACCUCAACAGCUCACCGCUCGGAAAACCACAGCUGGGAGAGUUCGGCCGGCCGUCGCCGCUGGCCUGGCCCGGCCUGCAGGGCAUGAUCCAGAACCCGGUCUUCUGGCGGGAGAGGUUCUCAGCGACCAACAACGCGUACGACCGAGAUGGUAAGAAGAAACACACGAGGCCUACGUUCAGCGGUCAGCAGAUCUUCGCUCUGGAGAAGACGUUCGAGCAGACCAAGUACCUGGCCGGCCCCGAGCGCGCCAAGCUCGCCUAUGCACUCGGCAUGACUGAGAGCCAGGUCAAGGUGUGGUUCCAGAACCGGCGGACCAAGUGGCGGAAGCGACACGCCGCUGAGAUGGCCACCGCCAAGAGGAAGCAGGAGGAGGCCGUGGAUGGAGCAGAAGCCGCCGACACCGCCGGAUGUUCCGACUCGGAGGAGGACCACGCCGCCAAGAAGAUCAAGUACGAGACGGACGAAUAGGUGACCACGCCGCCCUGACGCCGGGCCGGAGAUGCUGUUUAUUACUAGUCAUUGUUAUGUGUACAUAAGCAUGUUCAUAUGUUACCUUCGAGCGCGGUCGAGCGCGUGUUAGAUGCCGCGAUACUAGGGGGAGAGGGGAGGGGGGCGUUGGACCGCGGAGGGAGUCACUCGAAGCUGCAAUGUGUUCUUUGACAGAGUAUUGGUGCUCGCGCAGUUUCGGUGCUAGCGCGAUAUCCGGUGCUCGCGGUCGCGACGCUCGCGGGGGUCGGUGCUCGUGAGACGUGACCGUGUUUGGUGAUUGUGUCGGGAGAUUUGGACCCUCUCGGUUGACAGACCGCGCAGCGCUGGAUGAUACUUAUUGUCUUUGUCCUCCAGUGCCCAAGAGCCGCCGUUGUUGUACAUAGUAUACAGACAAUGUCAUCAAAACUUUUAUAUUAAGCCGUAGCGCCUGUCCAACCCUAUAGCGGCCAGUCAUGCAGCGCUACUCUCCCUCAAUGUGAUAUCCAGAAAUACGAUGUAAAUACGCCAAUAGAUUGAUGUUCGA
Amphibalanus amphitrite is the source of this 1687-nucleotide messenger RNA. RefSeq names its product homeobox protein Nkx-6.2-like. The transcript has 4 exons. The record is from RefSeq and is a predicted model, not a curated record. NCBI's taxonomy places the organism in Eukaryota, Metazoa, Arthropoda, Thecostraca, Balanomorpha, Balanidae. Gene Ontology annotation, molecular function: RNA polymerase II cis-regulatory region sequence-specific DNA binding; DNA-binding transcription factor activity, RNA polymerase II-specific. Gene Ontology annotation, cellular component: nucleus. Bases 1 to 1143 code for a protein of 380 amino acids. Gene Ontology annotation, biological process: regulation of transcription by RNA polymerase II; cell differentiation.